CAAAGAGUUUCAUCUGCAUAGGUGGGAACGGGACAGAAGAAACUAGAAUAAUUCAACAGAUUAUGCAGAGAGCGCACUAGAAGCAAUUUCCAGAAGACAUCAAAAGCAAAUAGCAGUUUACAGAACAAGAGAUACAUCAGAAGUACCGUACAGACUUCUUGGCUCUCACUGUCCAUCUGCAGUCAGCAAACAGAAGUCCCCCUCGCAGAAAAAGAGGAAGCUACCAAUGAGGAAUAUGAAGCUGUUAGUCAUCUUGGUGUUCAUUGUGGUCAGCAUUGACGAGGUGAACUCACUUCGACGGUCCGAGAGACAAAAAGCACAACGCGCAGGGAAAAUUUGUGUGACUGGAGAUGGGAGCAACUACAGAGGCACUGUGUCCACCUCAGCCCGAGGCCGUCGAUGCCUUGACUGGGACCUCUUCUCCUCCUGGGAGCACUAUCACCCCUCCAAGGGCCUGGGGCCACACAACCACUGCAGAAAUCCCAACAAAAGCCUGAAGCCAUGGUGUCGCGUGCGAAGAGGAGGAAGAAUAAUCAGAGAGUUCUGCGGCGUUCGCAAAUGCAUGCCCGAAGCAGCUCCUGUUACAACCACACAACCCAAGGCUUCUGUGGACACAGAGCUGACCUGCGGCGAGCGGACCGAGCGCCGGAGCAACAGGGUCGUGGGGGGCGUCGUGGCACCCAUCCAGGCCCACCCGUGGGUGACCGCCAUCUACCGGCAGCGCAGCUUCCUGUGCGGAGGAACCCUCAUCGCACCCUGCUGGGUCCUCACCGCCGCGCACUGCUUCGCUGACGGGUGAGAGCAGCCUCAAACC
This is a messenger RNA of Gadus chalcogrammus (walleye pollock), 814 nucleotides long. RefSeq names its product tissue-type plasminogen activator-like. NCBI's taxonomy places the organism in Eukaryota, Metazoa, Chordata, Actinopteri, Gadiformes, Gadidae. The coding region runs from base 227 to 799 and encodes 190 amino acids. The transcript is spliced from 7 exons. The record is from RefSeq and is a predicted model, not a curated record. Gene Ontology annotation, molecular function: serine-type endopeptidase activity. Gene Ontology annotation, biological process: regulation of cell adhesion mediated by integrin; plasminogen activation.